CUUGUUUGUAAAUACAAGCACUGUAUCGGGGUGACGGAAAAUGGCACCUUUGCUUUCGGCAUAAUCUGCCCUAGAAUAUUGCGAAAAUGGUUAUUUAGCUAUUGCCCAUAAACAUGAAAUAAGUUUGCGGACAAUAAGGAGGAUCUGCCUUCUCUAGGCGCUGAUAAAGAAACAAAAUGUCGAUAACCGACCAAGAGUCGAACUCCCGGCUUUCCCUGCUGGUCAAAGGUUUGGGAACGAUGGCCGUCGAUUUAGAUUUGCUGAAAGGUGCGAUCGAUGAGGUAGAUGCAAGACUUGAAGCUAAUUCAAUGAGACUUCAAGAGAGCUGGUCAGACCUUGUAAAUGUGUGCAACUCCUCUGUUGCACCCAUCAAAAGUGACAUAACACCUUCCUUAACCACCAAGGAGGCCAUAGAUCUAUUGAAUGGGAAUACUGUCCAAUCACUUGCAUGUCCUUCAGAACCCAUGGUGCUAAAUUGUUUCCUGAACAAUGUGGUACAAGCGAUAGAAAGAAACCCUGGUUUAGAGCAAGCCAUUCUUCAAGAUUUGAUCAGCUUUUGCACUCAACAAGGUAUAAUGCUGCCUUAUUCCCUGCCAUUUACCAAACCAGACCCCAGUAAGCCAGGGCAAUCUAUAGCCACACCAGAAAAGCUCAACUCAACCAGCCAAUUGUGGGACUCCAUCAGAUCAAAACUUAUAACCGGAUUAUGGAAAGCUUUUAAUGAGCCCCGACUACUCUCUAAUAACCAACCAUCCAAAGAAUCUCACCUUCAUAGACUUGAACUCUUGCAGAGUCUGGCCUUCCUAUAUCCUGUUGACUCUGUAUGGGAUGACUACAUGCAUUAUCGGUGGGAUCUGGUGGAGAAGUAUGCCUCUAAUCCAGAACUCCUAACAGAAAUGGAUAUAAGUAUAGUGGCACAGUACAAAGAUGCCCCAGUUAAUGCUAUUGCCUUGGCUAAAUUUGGAAGAACCCUUGAAAUAAUGAUAUUUGAAGAUAUGAAAGUUCUUGAAGUGAUGUUCCUUGAGAAGGUGUUAGAAUUCAAGUGGAUCUUUGAGGUCUACUUGGAGAGGUUUACUUUUGAGCUGAGGUCAGUGUUACAGGCUUAUAGAGAGGAAAAGCGGACCAUAGCAGAAAGACAUGGGUCCAGCUGUAGUACCUCCAGUAUGAGUAUCCAUGGCGAGGAUUUGCUGGUUUAUAAAGUUUGCUUCCUUGUUUCUCUGAGCUUAGAAAUGACAGUAUCAAAAAUGCUGGAUUAUCAUGAAACAACCAGAAAAUCUGCAAAGCCACAGAUUGCAUUCAAGAAUACUCCCAGUGGCAAACACCAAUUGCCCAAGCUCUCACACAAGCCAGCAAAGGCGCCACUCCAGGGCUGGGCAGAUAUGCCACCUCAGUUUGGAGCAGGAAUGGCAGAUCUCCCACCUUCCUUACUGACCCCUCUUACCCAGUCACCAUGGGCAUGGCGCGAGGAGUUUAAGCACGUCAUUUCCCGGAUCUCAACUGCUGUCAGUGAAUACAUCAAUGUAGGGUGCAACUUGUCUCUAGAUGAGCAAGCGCGCAUAUAUAAUUCUACCAAGAGAGUAGAACUAACAAGGCUAAGAGAUGAACUGGUAGGAGGCCUGAAAGAUUACCCAAAAUGCAUUGCUAAGAGUUGUUCAGUCCUUAUGACCCGAGGUGACGAGGUUUUGCCUCUGGCUAGUAGCACUGGUGGCAGAUUAUUCCAGGUCGUUCGCUCAUCAUUUGUGGACACAUUUGAUUCCUGCCUCAAGACAUUCUUCUCCCACAUCAUGAAGAUUGUCAACGAUUUCCCUAAGUCAUGUGGAAUUGAGGUCUUGUAUACAAUGCUAAGUAGCUCGAUAUUUGUGAAAAAUCAUCUUGCUCACUACGAGGAAAUCAUUGGAACAGAACCAAGACGUCCAUUCGCUGUACUCCAUCGUCAAUACAGUGAGCUAGUCGAUACCCUGACCAAUCAGAUUACAAACUACCAUAACCACAUCAUUACCAUGGUGAUACUGCAGGACCCAGAGAGCCACAAUUGGUCGGACCAGAAACCAUUUUUUGAGGACGAACGAUGCUCAUUUUCUGUACAAAUGUGGAACUAUCACUUCCAAGCGCUUCACCACGAUCUCUGGAAGAUCUGCCCUCCUCUUAGAGCUCAAUCAAUCUUCACGGACCUCCUGUACCAGUCCCUCUCGUCCUUGGCUCUUCGUUAUAGUCACGUAAUACCAUCCAGCAGUCGAACCAAGCAGAUGCGAUGUGACGUCACUGCACUCUUGCUCUCUUGCUUGUCAUUCAUGUGGAGUUGUUGUCCAUCUGUGGCGGCACUACUGGAUAAGCAAUACUCGGAAAAGCCCAUUCCUGACAUACAUAACCUCUGCCACUGCCUUCUUGCAUCUAUGGCAAUUGUUACUUGUCCGUUAGACAUCUUAUGCAAGUACGUCACGGGUAAGAGGAAGAAGAGGGACUUAUCCUCACAUGGCCAUAAUGCUUGGGCCGCCUGGAUCUACCCAGAAGUACUACGCAGUCACGAGGGAAGUCUGGGAGCCCUUCCUGAUCGUCAGGCCUUAUAUGUGCUGUUCAAAAUCAUGAUCAAUCAGCCCUCGCCUAACUGGCCACUCAUCGUGCAGGCGCUGGUGUUUCGUAACGCCCGCCUUCCGGUCACCAUCGUCAAGUAUGGAGAUCUGCCCAGUUUUGGAAAGCCUAUCGCCCCAGAUUCCCUCUCUCACAGGGAUCACGACCGUUGGUUUACCGAACACCCAGGCCCCUCUCAAACAAGCUUUACAAGCGAUGGACUGGUAUGGUCUCUAUAUCACGUGCUACUCCAAUCCUCGUACCAGGCCUCCCCACUCGUUACGUUCCUCAUGGCUCUCGUCACUAGGGAAGAUAGCAUGAAGCUGUUUGAAACCUCAAGUCUCAAGUCACUUAGCAAGAUAGAGAGCCCUGUCUGGUUGAAACUUUUGUUUGACACCUUAAAGCCAUACCUUACAAGGUUUCUCGGUCCCUCUGUGAGGCGACUGUGUCAGCAGGAAAAGAGAGGAAGUCCGUCUUUUAGCUUUACCCACAUGAGCUCGUUGCCAUGUGGAUGUCCCUCCAAACGAGCUGCGAGAAGCGCUGAACCACGUGGCAAAACCGAGAUCAUCUUCAGUGCUCUGCGAGACCUGAUUGUCAGUCUUACAGACAGUCUGAAUACCAUCCCUGCAGUUGUGUUCCAGUUCUUCUACAAACUCCAAGACUCCUUAGAUUCCAAGAGUAUGGACUCUGGAAAGAAAUCUGCAGGGAUAAAGGUGUUUAGUGCGUUGAUAUAUCGCUGGCUUCUAGAUGCUGAUAUCGUGGGCUCAUAUUGUGAGUUGCAGUCCACGCCUUCUGCACUCAGUACAGUAGAGACCUUUGCUGAGCUCACGUGGUUUGUUCUAACCAAUCAGAUGAACAGUGCAGAUUUGAGUGAGGAUCCGAUGAUCCCCACUGACCUGGAGGGUAUGGUGAGGACCAACCAAGGUUGGCUGACUCGACACGUGCAACAGAUCACCGACGUCAUCAACAGCAAGGAAUUCGAGGAUUUCCCGACAGAAUCCAUUCAUGAAGAAAUAACAAACCUUCACUUCCGGAACACUGCGUCAGGUUUACUUCAAUCAAGCAAAGGUGAGGCGGCUUUGGCGCAUAUUUACAGAUUCCUUGUGGAAAAUAAGAACUGGCUGAUGAAUCUCGUCAUUGUCCCUGGUCAUAUUCUACCGCCAGAACCCACUCGUACCCAGACCACAGCGCAAGACCGCGACUCUUUUAAUCCGCUGAAGAGGCACGCACUUAUAGGGGAAUGGGCUUUCGAUCAAGAGAAGAUCGCCUCGUUCCCAAUCGACUGGGGAACGCUACUCUCCAGUCUCUCUCUGCCAUCUAACAGCGUAAGGACCCUGGUGUUUAAUCGUAGCGAGAUGCACGAAGAGAGUAAAUACCUCGACGAAGACCAGAAAGACUUGGUCCACAAACUAAAGAGUUUCUAUGGGGUAGCAGAGCCCGCUGAAGCUGCGACUGAAGGUACAAUUGACACCGAAGAUACACGUGGCGACGAAGAAGUGACGUCAUGAUCUGUUUGUCACGACUUCUCCAUGGCAGAAGCUGACAAGAUAUUGAUAAGGGUACUUUAGGUACUAAAGACACUGCUUGCGACGAAGAAAUGACGUUGAUAAAGAUAUAGAUAAAGGUACUGCCACAGGCUUACCAUCCUCCCGUUGUUAUCAUCAAUGAAAUUUCAUAAGUUGUCUAUUUCGAUUUUUUUUACGAUUUAUUGACAUCAAAGAUAACUUUAUGAGAUUUCAUUCGACCUUUAUUUUGUAAUUAUUUACGGGAAAUAAUUCUGAUGAUAACAACGGAAGGAUGGUAAGCCUGUGGUACUGCUGGUACUAAAGACGUUGGUGGCGACGAAGAAGUGACGUCAGGAUAUGUCUGUAUGACGUCACGAGUUCUCGAUAGCAGAUACUGACAAGAUUUUGAAGGUACUGGAGACUCUGGUGGCGAUGUAGUGGUAUGCUGAUGAGCCGUCCCGACCAUCGGGGGAAUGAUGUAUGGUGGCGAUGUAGUGGUAUGCUGAUGAGCCGUCCCGACCAUCGGAGGAAUGAUGUAUGGUGGCGAUGUAGUGAUAUGCUGAUGAGCAGUUCCGACCAUCGGAGGAAUAAUGUAUGGUGGCGAUGUAGUGAUAUGCUGAUGAGCCGUCCCGACCAUCGGAGGAAUGAUCUAUGGUGGCGAUGUAGUGAUAUGCUGAUGAGCAGUCCCGACCAUCGUAGGAAUGAUGUAUGGUGGCGAUGUAGUGAUAUGCUGAUGAGCCGUCCCGACCAUCGGAGGAAUGAUCUAUGGUGGCGAUGUAGUGAUAUGCUGAUGAGCAGUCCCGACCAUCGGAGGAAUAAUGUAUGGUGGCGAUGUAGUGAUAUGCUGAUGAGCCGUCCCGACAAUCGGAGGAAUAAUGUAUGGUGGCGAUGUAGUGAUAUGCUGAUGAGCUGUCACGAUUAUCAAAGGAAUGUAUGGUGGCUAUGUAGUGAAAUGCUGAUGAGCCGUCCCGACCAUCGGAGGAAUGAUGUAAUGAUUAAAUACUUUGACGUCACGACCACAGGAAACAUAUGCUGCUGAAACUACGGAUGUAGACAAUCGUGGUAACAAAGAUGAUGUCAUGAUGUGUCACAUCAGAAAUGCAUGCUUCUACAAUGCAUAUAUAGUGUGUGACGUCACAUCCCUGCUGCUUAUUUUUAGAUGCUUGUAAUAUAUUCAGCUACUGAAUGUUACCGGUUACCAGUCCUCCUCGUGCCUGGCGGCACAUAGGGCCUUUGUCAGCUACUAAAUACUCCUAUCAAAUGAAACUAUAUAAAUCUAUAAUUAAUUAUGUUUAAAAUAGUAGAGUGCGUCAUGUUAUGUAUACGUAGCCAUUUGUAAAAGUAAAGUAUUAUAUAUUUUAGAAAAGGGGGAAAAUUAUUGUACAUAAGGGUUACAUAAAAAGUAAGCAUAGGUCCUGCCA
Molecule: messenger RNA, 5494 nt
Organism: Nematostella vectensis (starlet sea anemone)
Lineage: Eukaryota; Metazoa; Cnidaria; Anthozoa; Actiniaria; Edwardsiidae
Exons: 23
Coding region: 177-4076 (1299 amino acids)
Source: RefSeq, a predicted model, not a curated record